AUGGAGCUCGCACACUCAGAAAUCAACAAGACAGAAACAGACAAGUUUCUGAACAAUUGCUGUGGAACACGGAGGAAUAAAACUACAAGAUAGAGUGUCAGGAUUGUUGGUGGGACAGACUUAGAAGAAGGUACAUGGCUAUGGCAACCUAGCUGGCAAUGGGAUGGGACCCAUCGCUGUGGAGCAACUUUAAUUGAUAGGAAAUGGCUUGCGAGUGCCGCUCACUGUUAUAGAACAUAAUAUAAGGACCCAGCCAGAUGGACUGUUUCCCUUGGGGUAACAAUAAAGCCUCCAAAAAUACAACAAGGCCUCCAGAGGAUAAUAGUCCUUGAAAAAUACAAAUAGCCAUCCCCUGACUGUGAUAUUUCAGUUGCAGAGCUUUCUAGCCCCCUUUCCUAAACAAAUGCAGUGCAUAGAAUUUGUCUUCAGGGUGCAUCCCAUGAGUUCAACCCAAGUGGUGAGAUUGUGACAGGAUUUGGAGGACUGCAAAAUGAUGGUAAUAGUCAAAAUCAUCUUCGGCAAGUACAAGUGGAUCUCAUCGAGACUAAAAAGUGUAAUGUUUACAAGGAUACCAUAACCCUUAGAAUGUUUUGUGCUGGCUCCUGGAAAGGAAAAAGAGAUGCAUGCCAGGGUGACUCUGGAGGACCCCUGUUUAGUCCAGAUGCUAGAGAUAUCUGGUACCUUCCUGGCAUAGUGAGCUGGGGAGAUGAAUGUGCACAACCCAAUAAGCCCGGUGUUUAUACCAGAGUGACUCUCUCUCACUGGAUUUCUUCCAAAACUGGUAUCUAA
Molecule: messenger RNA, 789 nt
Organism: Manis javanica (Malayan pangolin)
Lineage: Eukaryota; Metazoa; Chordata; Mammalia; Pholidota; Manidae
Product: transmembrane serine protease 11E
Biological process (GO): proteolysis
Molecular function (GO): serine-type endopeptidase activity
Source: RefSeq, a predicted model, not a curated record